This is a messenger RNA of Ochlerotatus camptorhynchus, 1510 nucleotides long. RefSeq names its product lanC-like protein 3 homolog. NCBI's taxonomy places the organism in Eukaryota, Metazoa, Arthropoda, Insecta, Diptera, Culicidae. The coding region runs from base 206 to 1471 and encodes 421 amino acids. Gene Ontology annotation, biological process: peptide modification; carbohydrate metabolic process. The record is from RefSeq and is a predicted model, not a curated record. The transcript is spliced from 3 exons. Gene Ontology annotation, cellular component: plasma membrane.
UCGUGUAGCUCAUCCAUUAUUCAAAACUUCACAAUACCUGAAAUCUAGAUAAUUUACCUAAUAAAAAUCGUUAACAGCGUAUUAAUGUUUACGAAUACGUGGUAUCUAAAAAAAUAAUAUCAUGCUUUUCUUCUCAAUCGUUGGCAGAAAUUCGUGGAUAGCGUGAUUGAAAAAAAGUAGAAUUGUUUUAAAAAUCUGUUGAAAGAUGACUUUACGAUUCUUUGAGAAUCCAUAUGAAGAUUACAGUGAUUCGAAGCAUGGAAGUACCGAGCAAGAACUAGUCGACAGGGGUAGACUCGUUAAGCUGGCGAAGAAUUAUGUUCAAGUAAUUUUGGCUAAAACGCAAAAAAGUACCCACAAGCUUCAAGAUAACCUAUACGUUGGUGAUGCCGGGAUUGCAUUUAUGUUCUGGAAGUUGAGUAAAUCUGUCGAAUUAAAAGACCUGUUUCCUUGCCUUGAACAUGCUGCGUUUUACAUUAAGCGAUCUAAGGAAACUUCACAUACAAAAGAAUCCAGUAGCAGAGCAUCCGUAGCAUUCCUUUGUGGAAAUGCAGGCAUAUCAGCUGUUUCUGCAGUGAUUGCCAGCGAACUUGGCAAAGAAGAGGAAGUUGCGAGCAACAUGGCCGACUUUCUGAAAGGCUACAAUGUAUGCAAAUCGACAAGCUACGAUGCCGAUGAAGUUCUAGUCGGUAGAGCUGGCUAUCUGAGCGGAGCAUAUUGGUUGAAUCAUGUCUUACCGUCUAAACCGAUUAAAAAUUCUGUCAUCACAGACGUAUGUGAAGUCUUGAUAACACGAGGACGUGAGUAUUCUGAUUCACGCGAUUCUCCUUUGCCAUUAAUGUACGAGUAUCAUGACAGCGACUAUCUGGGAGCAGCUCAUGGUUUGUGCUCCAUUCUUCUCGUGCUUCUGGAAUCUCCGUGGUUCGUUUCAACGGACGGUGGUUUUAACAACAUUUCGGAAACGAAACUUAAGGAUAUUAAGAAAUCUGUGGAAUACUUUUCAAAAAUGCAAGACGCUGACGGCAAUUUUUCAACCAGGCUUUACAAUUCACACAAAUUGAUUCACUGGUGUCACGGCUGCUCCGGAGCAAUCUACUUACUGGCAAAGGCGUUCCUUCUAUUCAAAGAGGAAUCAUAUAUUGAGGGAUGCCGUAAGUGUGCAGAGUCGAUAUGGCGACAUGGUUUAUUGCGGAAAGGACCUGGUAUUUGCCAUGGAAUAGCCGGAAACGGAUACGCCUUUUUGCUAAUGUAUCGACUAACAGGAGAGAAGGUGUAUCUCUACAGAGCGGCCAAAUUUGUGGAAUUUUUAACAACGGAUACGUUUAUGUCUGAUUCUCGCACUCCCGAUCGACCGUACAGUUUGUAUGAGGGCUUGGCUGGAACCGUCUGCUUCCUUGUAGAUGUAUUGAACCCGCAAGAAUCGUAUUUUCCAUUUAUGGAUGUUUUUAACGUUAAAUAUAACGCUGAGUAAGAUACGACAAUAAGAGUCAACAAAAUAAAUAACAUAAAA